AUGCUGUGCAAUCAGGGUGCUACAGAAAAUACUGGCAAUGGUAAACCUUUCAAAGCAGUUCCCCAGAGAAAACAGCUAUCCUCUGUCUCCACUGCUUUGCUUUUAGCACUCGGCCUUGGCAUUUUUGAGGCUUUGGCUUUGUCCCUGGGAUCUGGAGCAUUUCUAAAUUUAAUCGGUGUAUCAACGCAAAAUCCAACUUAUGCUCCUGCACGGCACUUUCUCUCUUUAAGAGCUGUUGGUGCUCCUGCAGUUGUACUUUCUUUGGCUCUUCAAGGCAUUUUCCGUGGUUUUAAGGAUACGAAAACUCCUGUUAUAUGUCUAGGCAUUGGCAACUUUUCAUCUGUCUUCUUAUUUCCCUUACUCAUGUAUUACUUUCGGUUGGGUGUAACUGGUGCAGCCAUUUCCACUGUUAUUUCCCAAUAUAUUGGGGCCAUUCUGAUGAUCUGGUGUCUGAAUGAACGAGCCGAGUUACUACCUCCAAGGAUGGGAAACCUGCAAUUUGGCAGUUAUAUUAAAUCUGGUGGUUACCUUCUUGGAAGAACACUUGCUGUUCUUUCAACCAUUACAUUGGGGACAUCAAUGGCUGCUCGACAUGGUCCAGUAGCUAUGGCUGCACAUCAGAUAUGUAUGCAAGUGUGGUUGGCUGUUUCCCUUCUUACAGAUGCCUUGGCUGCAUCUGGUCAGGUAAAUGAAUUAUUGAAACCUUGGGAUUAUUUUUCUUGUAAUUUUAUCUUUUUAACAUUUUCCUCCUUGUAGUACGACUUCUUGAAU
Vigna umbellata (rice bean) is the source of this 771-nucleotide messenger RNA. Its product is annotated as protein DETOXIFICATION 45, chloroplastic-like. NCBI's taxonomy places the organism in Eukaryota, Viridiplantae, Streptophyta, Magnoliopsida, Fabales, Fabaceae. Gene Ontology annotation, cellular component: chloroplast. The record is from RefSeq and is a predicted model, not a curated record.